AGUAGUAGUAGUAGUAGUAGUAGUAGUAGUAGUAGUAGUAGUAGUAGUAGUAGUAGUAGUAGUAGUAGUAGUAGUAGUAGUAGUAGUAGUAGUAGUAGUAGUAGUAGUAGUAGUAGUAGUAGUAGUAGUAGUAGUAGUAGUAGUAGUAGUAGUAGUAGUAGUAGUAGUAGUAGUAGUAGUAGUAGUAGUAGUAGUAGUAGUAGUAGUAGUAGUAGUAGUAGUAGUAGUAGUAGUAGUAGUAGUAGUAGUAGUAGUAGUAGUAGUAGUAGUAGUAGUAGUAGUAGUAGUAGUAGUAGUAGUAGUAGUAGUAGUAGUAGUAGUAGUAGUAGUAGUAGUAGUAGUAGUAGUAGUAGUAGUAGUAGUAGUAGUAGUAGUAGUAGUAGUAGUAGUAGUAGUAGUAGUAGUAGUAGUAGUAGUAGUAGUAGUAGUAGUAGUAGUAGUAGUAGUAGUAGUAGUAGUAGUAGUAGUAGUAGUAGUAGUAGUAGUAGUAGUAGUAGUAGUAGUAGUAGUAGUAGUAGUAGUAGUAGUAGUAGUAGUAGUAGUAGUAGUAGUAGUAGUAGUAGUAGUAGUAGUAGUAGUAGUAGUAGUAGUAGUAGUAGUAGUAGUUAUAGUAGUAGUAGUAGUAGUAGUAGUAGUAGUAGUAGUAGUAGUAGUAGUAGUAGUAGUAGUAGUAGUAGUAGUAGUAGUAGUAGUAGUAGUAGUAGUAGUAGUAGUAGUAGUAGUAGUAGUAGUAGUAGUAGUAGUAGUAGUAGUAGUAGUAGUAGUAGUAGUAGUAGU
Molecule: messenger RNA, 777 nt
Organism: Varroa destructor (honeybee mite)
Lineage: Eukaryota; Metazoa; Arthropoda; Arachnida; Mesostigmata; Varroidae
Source: RefSeq, a predicted model, not a curated record